This is a messenger RNA of Xiphias gladius (swordfish), 2232 nucleotides long. RefSeq lists its product as uncharacterized. The coding region runs from base 1 to 441 and encodes 146 amino acids. The transcript is spliced from 3 exons. NCBI's taxonomy places the organism in Eukaryota, Metazoa, Chordata, Actinopteri, Istiophoriformes, Xiphiidae. The record is from RefSeq and is a predicted model, not a curated record. Gene Ontology annotation, molecular function: ubiquitin-protein transferase activity. Gene Ontology annotation, biological process: protein ubiquitination.
AUGGUGGCCUGUGGCUGCUGGCUGCCUCGAGGAGCAACGAGCUGCCUGGACCUUUACCCUUCUCCUUCCCCCCAGUGGUUGUGUUCUCCAUCCAUGCAGCAGCAGAGGAGGACACUGUGUGGUGACGCAGUAUGUUUCCUGUUCAUCACACCACUGGCCAGCCUGUCAGGAUGGCUGUGUGUUCAGGGAGCCAUGGACCUCUACCUAACCAAUGGCAUAGAGGCCCUAGGGCUCCUGGUCCUCACACUGGCACUAUUUACCAUAUACGUUUUCUGGACCGUGGUAUCUGUGCGCUACCAGAUGCAUCUAUUCAAGACGUGGAAGAAGACCAACCAGAGAGUGCGACUGCAGAUUCCCUUGUCUGGCGACACAACACAUAACCAACAGACCCUGUCCAUAAACACUCUCAGCAAAUCCACCAACAAAGAGACUAUGGUGUAGAUUAUAUUCUAAAAUAUUGAAUAUACCUCAAAUAUAAGGGAAGUGAGUAAUGAAGCUAAAGACACUUCCCAAUCCUGACACAAGAGCUGAGUUGAGGCUGGGGAUGGAAGACCCUUCCAAGAGUUGGAGGACUGUUCCACCAGCCUCUGCAACUUUUUCCCACCAAACGUAUUGUGGAAACUUAGAGCCAGGAACAACUGUGGCAACUGUGGAUGUGUUCCAAAAUUUUUCAUCAUUUUUAUAAUUGCUUGCUGCAAAACAAUGACGUGUUCUGGACUGGACUAUGAUGAUUCUUUUAUUUCCUUAUCCACAUGGAAUUAACUCAAGAUUACCAACUGAUCUGUUUUGUUUUAAUGCACUCACCAAGCACUUUAUUAGGUACACCAUACUAAUACUGGGUAGGACUCCCUUUGCUCUCAAAAUAGCCUCAGCUUUUCGUGGCAUGGUUUCUACAAGAUGUUGGAAACGUUCCUUUGAUAUUCUGGCCCGUGUUGACAUGUUUGCAUCACAUAAUUUCUGAAGAUUUCUUAGCUGCACAUUCAUGCUGCCAAUCUCCCAUUCAACCACAUCCCAUUUGGAUGCGGUUGAACAGAUUUAGAUCUAUUGGAUUCAGAUGUGGUGCCUCAUUUUUAACCGUUACAUAUACACAAAACGGGGCCUGAAAGAGGGUGUACCAUUUUCCAAGCAAAAGUUGGGAUCUAUAAAAACAAACUUGACAGGAGAAUUUGCGCACCUUUAUGGAAACUGUGAUCCACUUGCACACACAUUUUGGAGACAAGGGAAACUGGCGAUGCAUAUGGUGAGGUGGGAAUUGAAGCUGGAUUGUAUAAAUUAAAUGUGAGAGGCAUCAUUAUACGCAGAAUGAUACCUAACAUUUAUUCUCACUUCACAUCACACGUUAUUUAUAGACCCACUUUAUCAUAAAUAUUCAAACCAGCAGUGUUAUUUGUACUUGUGCUAGUGAGCCAUAACUAUGCCAUAAGGACCUUUCAAUUGUAAAAUAUCAGCCAGCUCAAAUCUGAAAUCAAAUUUAGCUCAUCACAGCUGUCUCACCAUCACAUUCCUCAUCCUUGUAGUGCAGAGAGGAGAGGGCCGGACCAUAUGCUACUGUCACUCGUGUACAGUUGUGGAGCGCACCACAUCUGUUGAAAUGCUAGGAUGAUGCAGCAGAUGAUGUGGCAGGUGGCAGGAUUCAGGAAAAGUUGGCCUGCCUUUCCCCUAUAUUAAGCCUAAAUAUACUGAAUCCUUUUCACUUCAACCACAUUAACUAGAUUAAAUUAUCAUUGGUUGUAGAAAUCCAAGAAAUCCAGUAACAUUAAAGAAUUGCAGAAAUAAUCAUAUCAGCUACUUACAUGCUUAAAUACCAAGAGGUGAGCUUUGAUUUCUCUGUGCCAUCGCUGGCCGCUCCAUGCUCUGACAGUGUGCAACAAAGUGUUCAAGGCACCCACCUCCAUGUCUGAUCACUUUGUUUAAUCUUGGAAAUUGUCCUGUUUGUUACAUUAAAAGCUGCUGCAGCCAUCAGCCAUCAGACUUUUAGUUUUUAAUCACUGCCUCCAUUCUUCACAGGAACAAUAUGUAUACCAUUAUUCAUGAGGGACGGCGUAUGAGACUUACAAAGUGCGCACAUUUUCAAGUUGGUUGUGAUUUAUAAGGGGAGGCGUGUGCGCGCAGUUUUAUAUGUCUGGUUACUUAUAUUUUUGCAUAAGCCAUUUUCGGAUUAUGUGAGCAUGUUAAGUUUUAGUACGGAUCCUAUGCAUUGUUUUAUAAAUGAGGCCCCUUGGUGACUGUGGA